AUGCAGGCGGCGGCAGCGACGGCUGUGUCCGUGCCCUUCUUGCUGCUCUGCACCCUGGGGACCUGUCCCCUGGCGCGCUGCGGCCGGGCAGGAGACGCCUCGUUGACGGAGCUGGAGAGGAGGAACGAAAACCGCUUCCUGGAGCGCCAGAGCAUCGUGCCACUCCGGCUCAUCUACAGCUCGGGUGGAGAAGACGAAACUGGGCACGACGCGCUGGACACGCGGGUGCGGGGCGACCCCAGCAGUGGGCAGUUGACUCACGUUGACCAGGCAAGCUUCCAGCUGGACGCCUUUGGAACAUCUUUUAUUCUUGAUGUCCUCCUAAAUCAUGAUUUGCUGUCCUCUGAAUAUGUGGAGAGACACAUUGAACAUGGAGGGAAGACGGUGGAAGUGAAAGGAGGAGAACACUGUUACUACCAGGGCCACAUCCGAGGAAAUCCUGCCUCAUUUGUGGCAUUAUCGACAUGCCAUGGACUUCAUGGGAUGUUCUAUGAUGGGAACCACACCUAUCUCAUUGAGCCGGAAGGAAAUGACACCUCCCAAGAGGAUUUCCAUGUUCAUUCGGUUUACAAAUCCAGACUGUUUGAAUUUCCUUUGGAUGAUCUUCCAUCUGAAUUCCAACAAGUAAAUAUCACUCCACCAAAAUUUAUUUUGAAGCCAAGACCAAAAAGAAGUAAACGGCAGCUUCGUCGAUAUCCUCGUAAUGUAGAGGAGGAAACCAAAUACAUUGAACUGAUGAUUGUGAAUGAUCAUCUCAUGUUUAAAAAGCACCGGCUUUCAGUGGUACUUACCAAUACGUACGCGAAAUCUGUGGUGAACAUGGCAGAUUUAAUAUAUAAAGACCAACUUAAGACAAGGAUAGUAUUGGUUGCCAUGGAAACCUGGGCUGCUGACAACAAGUUUGCCAUAUCUGAAAAUCCACUGAUCACCCUACGUGAGUUUAUGAAAUACAGGAGGGAUUUUAUCAAAGAGAAAAGUGAUGCAGUUCACCUUUUUUCGGGAAGUCAAUUUGAGAGUAGCCGGAGCGGGGCAGCUUAUAUUGGUGGGAUUUGCUCGUUGCUGAAAGGAGGAGGCGUGAAUGAAUUUGGGAAAACGGACUUAAUGGCAGUUACACUUGCCCAGUCAUUAGCCCAUAAUAUUGGUAUUAUCUCAGACAAAAGAAAGUUAGCAAGUGGUGAGUGUAAAUGUGAGGACACGUGGUCUGGAUGCAUAAUGGGGGACACUGGAUAUUAUCUUCCUAAAAAGUUUACCCAGUGUAAUAUUGAAGAGUAUCAUGACUUUCUAAAUAGUGGAGGUGGUGCUUGCCUUUUCAACAAACCUUCUAAGCUUCUUGAUCCUCCUGAGUGUGGCAAUGGCUUCAUUGAAACUGGCGAGGAGUGUGACUGUGGGACCCCUGCAGAAUGUGUCCUUGAAGGAGCAGAGUGUUGUAAGAAAUGUACCUUAACUCAAGACUCCCAAUGCAGUGAUGGUCUUUGUUGUAAAAAGUGCAAGUUUCAGCCUAUGGGAACCGUGUGCCGUGAAGCAGUAAAUGAUUGUGAUAUUCGUGAAACAUGCUCUGGAAAUUCAAGCCAGUGUGCCCCCAAUAUUCAUAAGAUGGAUGGUUAUUCCUGUGAUGGUGUCCAGGGAAUUUGCUUUGGAGGAAGAUGUAAAACCAGGGAUAGACAAUGCAAAUACAUCUGGGGGCAAAAUGUGAUGUCAUCAGACAAAUACUGCUAUGAGAAACUGAAUAUAGAAGGCACCGAGAAGGGCAACUGUGGGAAAGACAAAGACACGUGGAUACAGUGCAACAAACGGGAUGUGCUUUGUGGUUACCUCUUGUGUACGAACAUUGGUAAUAUCCCAAGACUUGGAGAACUCGAUGGUGAAAUCACGUCUACUUUAGUUGUGCAGCAGGGAAGAACAUUAAACUGCAGUGGUGGGCAUGUUAAGCUUGAUGAAGAUGUUGACCUUGGCUAUGUGGAAGAUGGGACACCCUGUGGUCCCAAAAUGAUGUGUUUAGAACAUAGGUGUCUUCCUGUGGCUUCCUUCAACUUUAGUACUUGCUUAAGCAAUAAAGAAGGCACUAUUUGCUCAGGAAAUGGAGUUUGCAGUAAUGAGCUGAAGUGUGUGUGUAACAGACACUGGGUAGGUGAAGACUGCAGCACUUACUUCCCUUACAAUGAUGAUGCAAAAGCUGGCAUUACGCUGUCUGGCAAUGGUGUUGCUGGUACCAAUAUUAUAAUAGGCAUAAUUGCUGGCACCAUUUUAGUGCUGGCCCUCAUAUUAGGAAUCACUGCAUGGGGCUAUAAAAACUAUCGAGAGCAGAGACAGUUACCCCAGGGAGAUUAUGUAAAAAAGCCUGGAGAUGGCGACUCUUUUUAUAGCGACAUUCCUCCUGGAGUCAGCACAAACUCAGCAUCUAGUUCUAAGAAGAGGUCUGCUUUUCUGUCGCAUUUUCAGAUUUCUACCUGUUCCAUCACACAUUAUUCCAUUAGUCAGAACAUUUCAUUAUUUUGCAGCAGGUCAAAUGGACUUUCUCAUUCUUGGAGUGAAAGGAUUCCAGACACAAAACAUAUUUCAGACAUCUGUGAAAAUGGACGACCUCGGAGUAACUCUUGGCAAGGUAACCUGGGAGGCAACAGAAAGAAAAUCAGAGGCAAAAGAUUUAGACCUCGGUCUAAUUCAACUGAGAGGGAGCCCCAAGCACCUGAGCCUGGGCACUCCCUCGCCCAGACAGUCCCAUCCCAAGGCAUAAGCUCAGGGGGCUCUGACAGCCCCCAGACAGGGAGUCUGGAUCACAGGACUUUAUCUCCUGCCAAGUCUCCUUCUUCGUCAACCGGGUCUAUUGCUUCCAGCAGAAAAUACCCUUAUCCAAUGCCUCCCCUUCCUGAUGAGGAGAAGAAAGUGAACCGACAAAGUGCCAGGCUAUGGGAAACAUCCAUUUAA
Messenger RNA from Budorcas taxicolor (takin), 2925 nucleotides. It is a transcript of the gene ADAM22, whose product is annotated as ADAM metallopeptidase domain 22. Lineage: Eukaryota; Metazoa; Chordata; Mammalia; Artiodactyla; Bovidae. The transcript is spliced from 32 exons. Bases 1 to 2925 code for a protein of 974 amino acids. The record is from RefSeq and is a predicted model, not a curated record. Gene Ontology annotation, molecular function: metalloendopeptidase activity. Gene Ontology annotation, cellular component: postsynaptic density membrane. Gene Ontology annotation, biological process: proteolysis.